Molecule: messenger RNA, 1773 nt
Organism: Necator americanus (New World hookworm)
Lineage: Eukaryota; Metazoa; Nematoda; Chromadorea; Rhabditida; Ancylostomatidae
Exons: 14
Coding region: 1-1773 (590 amino acids)
Molecular function (GO): oxidoreductase activity
Source: RefSeq, a predicted model, not a curated record
AUGUGGUACGUACUUGUUGCCCUCGUAGUAUGGGCAGCGGGUGCUGCGGCCGAUUUCAACUGCAGUGAAGCUCCGGGAAAAGACAUGCAAACAACGUGUAUGAUGAUCCAGGAAUGGGAUCGAAAUGCUCGAAAAGCGAUCCGAAGAAGACAAGCCUUCGAGAGCAACAUUGGUGCUCCCGGUGUGCCGGGUAACCCGAAUUUCAGCCCAGCUGUGCCGCAACGAUUUGCACCAUCAGCUCAAGGAUGCAUGAAUAUUCCGUGUAUUUGUCCGUACAUGGGGGGUCGUGUCGGGAACGGUGGAUGUAUUUUGCCAAACGGGCAACCGUACCUCAUGGCACUUCGAAAAGAGUACAGAAUGAUGACAGACAAUGAAAGGAACAGGUGGAACAAUGCCAUAAUUCAAUUGAAAAGAAGUGGUGAAUACGAUAGACUGAGUGUAAUGCACAGACAGGUCGGCUCCUCGUCAGGAGCCCACUCCGGCCCGGGUUUCUUGCCAUGGCAUCGAGAAUACAUGAAGAGACUUGAGAUCGCAGUUCGAAUGGUUGACCCUGGUGUUGCGAUGCCGUAUUGGGACUCUGUUAUGGAUUCUUAUUUACCUGAUCCACGUGACUCCGUUCUUUUCUCUCCAAUAUUUAUGGGCGAAACCGACGGCGCAGGGCAAGUGGUCCGUGGACCAUUCGCAGGAUUUAGAACUCUCGAAGGUCGACCUAACAUCGUCAGACGACUAGCCACCGAAGGAAAACUGUUCUCUGAGGCCAACAUAAAUAAUUUGCUAAGUCAAAAUGAAGUGCAGAAUGUACUCGCUUACACCGCUCCUCAGAAUGGAUGUCCAUUCCGUCCAUACUUUGGCGCCUUGGAGUAUACUCAUUCCUCUGUCCAUCUAUGGAUAGGUGGAGACAUGAAACCACCUAGCACUUCGGCAAACGAUCCCAUAUUCUUCCUACAUCACUGCUUUGUGGAUUUUGUCUGGGAGAUGUGGAGACAAAGCCGUCAGAACAGAUUCACGCGUGAAACGGCUUAUCCACCUGAUAUUGGAACCUGUGCCAAUUCUCAGCACUUCAGUUACGCUCAGAUGCGACCGUGGGACAAACAGAACCGUGACGGUUUGUCAAAUGAAUAUACCGACAACCUCUACCGAUAUGCACCGAGGGCGACGUGCUCGCGCCAGAACCCAAAUUGCGGCUCUCCAUAUUUGUUCUGUGAUACAAGAGGGAACCCACAUUGUGUUUCUAAGAUCAAGCCGAAUGGGUUGUGCCGUGGAUUCGAAGGUUUCGAUGCGUGUUGGCAGGGCUCCUGCGUAGCUAGUUGGUGCCGACCAGGACAACAAUUCCAAGAGCAGCUGCCUCAAACAACAGCAGUGCAAGCCACUCAACAGAACAAUGAAAAUCCGCAAACGCAGAGACAACAACAACAACAACAACAGAACCGACUAGUAGCACAACGUCCUCCAACGCCUAUCAAUCCAGCAGCCAGCAACAAUUGCUACAACGACGAUCCAUGUUGUGACGCAUGGGCAAGACAAGGAGAAUGUCAAAUCAAUGUUGCCUAUAUGAACAGAUACUGUAAAAGGAGUUGCAGAUUAUGCGUAAAUCCCACUGACAACAGAACAGGCUGCCACGACCGACAUAUCUCCUGUGCAUUUUGGCGUGCACAGAAUUACUGUACUCGAAGACGUCAAUGGAUGGCUGAAAACUGCCAGGCGUCGUGCGGUUGGUGCAACAUGAAUCCACAACAACUUUGCGCCUCCGUCGCCUUUAUGAGCAGGGCGUAA